This is a messenger RNA of Sinocyclocheilus grahami, 2022 nucleotides long. RefSeq names its product hexokinase-1-like. Gene Ontology annotation, biological process: glycolytic process; glucose 6-phosphate metabolic process; intracellular glucose homeostasis. The record is from RefSeq and is a predicted model, not a curated record. Gene Ontology annotation, molecular function: glucokinase activity; ATP binding; D-glucose binding. NCBI's taxonomy places the organism in Eukaryota, Metazoa, Chordata, Actinopteri, Cypriniformes, Cyprinidae. The coding region runs from base 253 to 2007 and encodes 584 amino acids. The transcript is spliced from 11 exons. Gene Ontology annotation, cellular component: cytosol; mitochondrion.
GCUUUAGCCGUUCCCCAUCCUAGCCUCUGCUGCAUCUCAUGCAAGCGCAUUAUAUGCAGCUUGACUUCCUAGGCCGAGGAAAGUCAGACAUCGCCGUAGCGCUGGGAGGGAACACCCCUACAUGCCGGCUUCUCGUUUUACAGUAAACACACGUUGCUUCUGGGCUCAAAUUGUUCGCCUGCCUCACUGGAAAGGAUCGUAAGGCUUGUCCUUCUCUCUUCUCUUGCAUUUUCUCCAAAGAGCUGAAGCAGGAUGAUAGCGGCACAGCUUCUGGCCUACUACUUCACUGAACUGAAGGAUGACCAGGUCAAAAAGAUUGACAAAUACUUGUACGCCAUGCGGUUCUCUGACGAGACUCUGCGCGACAUCAUGGCCCGCUUCCGAAGGGAAAUGGAGAACGGACUGGGACGAGACACUAACCCAACAGCUACUGUCAAGAUGCUGCCCACCUUUGUAAGGUCCAUUCCUGAUGGAUCAGAGAAGGGAGAUUUCAUUGCCCUGGAUCUGGGCGGCUCUAAUUUCCGUAUUCUGCGGGUCAAAGUGUCUCAUGAGAAGAAACAGACAGUGCAGAUGGAAAGUCAGAUAUAUGAGACUCCAGAGGACAUCAUUCACGGCAGCGGAUCACGGUUGUUUGACCAUGUUGCAGAAUGUCUGGGAGACUUCAUGGAGAAACAAAAAAUUAAAGACAAGAAGCUUUCCAUGGGUUUCACGUUCUCAUUCCCUUGUGCACACACCAAACUGGAUGAGGCUGUUUUGCUAACAUGGACGAAACGCUUCAAGGCCAGUGGGGUUGAGGGAAUGGAUGUAGUAAAGCUUCUAAAUAAAGCCAUCAAAAAACGUGGGGACUAUGAUGCAGAUAUCAUGGCUGUCGUCAACGACACUGUGGGAACUAUGAUGACCUGUGGCUUUGAUGACCAGCGCUGUGAAGUUGGCAUUAUUAUUGGUACCGGCACUAAUGCAUGUUACAUGGAGGAGCUCAGACACCUUGAUCUGGUGGAGGGAGAUGAAGGGAGGAUGUGUAUUAAUACUGAAUGGGGGGCAUUUGGAGACGACGGCACAUUGGAGGAUAUCCGAACUGAGUUUGACAGGGAGAUUGAUCGUGGGUCCCUCAACCCCGGCAAGCAGUUGUUUGAGAAGAUGGUCAGUGGGAUGUACAUGGGUGAGUUGGUGAGGCUGAUCUUGGUCAAGAUGGCUAAGGAAGGCCUGCUGUUUGAGGGCCGCAUCACCCCAGAGCUGCUUACAAAAGGAAAAAUUGAAACCAAGCAUGUUUCUGCAAUUGAGAAGAGCAAAGAGGGACUUACCAAAGCCAAGGAGAUUUUGACACGCUUGGGUGUAGAGCCAUCUGAAGAUGACUGCAUUGCUGUGCAGCAUGUUUGCGCUAUUGUCUCUUUUCGCUCUGCAAAUCUAAUUGCUGCUACUCUGGGUGCAAUCCUUACACGUCUUAAGGACAAUAAGAACACCCCGCGCCUCCGCACCACAGUGGGCAUCGAUGGCUCCCUCUACAAGAUGCAUCCACAGUAUGCCCGCCGGUUGCACAAAACUGUGCGUCGUCUGGUGCCGGAGUCUGACGUUCGCUUCUUGCUCUCUGAGAGUGGAAGUGGCAAAGGAGCUGCAAUGGUCACUGCUUGGGCUUCCCGGUUGGCCGAUCAGACACGUCAGAUUGCUGAGACUCUGGCAGAGUUCCGCUUGACCAAAGAACAACUGCUGGAGGUAAAAAAGAGAAUGAGAACUGAGAUCCAGAAUGGAUUGAGCAAGAAUACCCAAAGCACAGCCACCGUCAGGAUGUUGCCCACCUAUGUGCGGAGCACCCCGGAUGGAACAGAAAAUGGUGACUUUUUGGCUCUGGAUCUUGGAGGUACAAACUUCAGGGUGCUUUUGGUAAAGAUUCGUAGUGGCAAGAGACGAACUGUGGAGAUGCAUAAUAAAAUCUAUGCCAUUCCCAUCGAAGUAAUGCAAGGCACCGGAGACGAGGUGUGUAGUCAUAUUUGCACCUUGUUAAAAGACUAGACUUACUCAAAAAUC